This is a messenger RNA of Populus nigra (black poplar), 2378 nucleotides long. Its product is annotated as 2-methylpropanoate--CoA ligase CCL4-like. The transcript has a single exon. The coding region runs from base 48 to 2000 and encodes 650 amino acids. The record is from RefSeq and is a predicted model, not a curated record. Lineage: Eukaryota; Viridiplantae; Streptophyta; Magnoliopsida; Malpighiales; Salicaceae.
GUUAUUUAUCUAGCAUUCUAACAAACUACUAGCUAGCGAAGAGCAAGAUGGAAGAACUAAAGCCAAUGCCACCAAACUCAUGCCCCUUUACACCCAUAGGCUUCCUGGAAAGAGCUGCCACUGUUUAUGGUGAUUGCCCAUCCGUCAUCUACAACAGCACCACUUACACGUGGUCUCAAACCUACCGUCGAUGUCUCAAGGUUGCAUCUUCGCUAUCAUCCAAUGGCAUCAAGCCAGGUCAAGUGGUUUCCGUUGUGGCCCCUAACGUUCCUGCCAUGUAUGAGCUUCAAUUUGCCGUGCCCAUGUCUGGUGCCAUCCUCAACAACAUCAACACCCGUCUUGACGCUCGGACCAUUUCCAUACUCCUGCGUCACAGUGAGUCAAAGCUCGUCUUCGUUGAUUAUUUGUCCCUUCAUGUUAUUCUAGAAGCCCUCUCUUUGUUUCCACCUGAGACUCCAUGCCCUGCCCUCGUUCUCAUUACGGACGAGGAGGAAGAAGCACCGCCACCACCAUCACUAUCCGUAGACUUUUGUACUUACGAAAGCAUGGUGGAGAAAGGAGAUCCUGAGUUCAAGUGGGUCCAGCCACAAAGUGAGUGGGACCCGCUUGUUUUAAACUACACCUCAGGUACUACCUCAGCUCCUAAAGGUGUGGUACAAUCCCACAGAGCAACUUUCACCAUAACCAUUGGAUCCUUGAUUGAUUGGAGCCUACCAAAACAAGCAGUGUAUCUGUGGACCCUGCCGAUAUUUCACGCCAAUGGGUGGAGUUAUGCAUGGGGUAUGGCAGCUGUUGGCGGGACCAACAUCUGUCUUCGUAGAGUGGAAGCCCCUACGAUCUACAGCUUGAUCAAAAGGCACGGGGUCACUCACAUGUGUGGCGCACCUGUGGUGCUAAACAUGCUAACAAACUCUCCCAACGCGGAACGCCUACAAAACCCAGUGCAAAUUUUAACCGGGGGAGCUCCACCUCCAUCCGCCGUGCUGUUCCGGGCAGAGUCACUUGGUUUUGUGGUGAGUCAUGGAUACGGUUUAACUGAAACAGCAGGGCUGGUCACUUCGUGUGCCUGGAAACCAAAGUGGAAUACAUUUCCAGCAAGGGAGAGAGCAAUACUAAAGUCAAGACAAGGUGUUCCGAUUGUUGGCUUCACCGAGAUGGGCGUUGUGGAUCCCAAUACAGGAAAGAGUGUGGAAAGAGAUGGGGUAUCACUUGGUGAAGUUGUUUUGAGAGGUGGGAGCGUAAUGUUAGGUUACUUUAAAGAUCCAUUAGGCACGUCGAUGUGCAUGAAAGAUGGUUGGUUUUACACGGGAGAUGUGGGUGUUGUGCACUCAGAUGGAUAUUUAGAGGUCAAAGAUAGGUCCAAAGACGUGAUCAUUAGCGGUGGAGAGAAUAUUAGCAGCGUAGAGAUCGAGUCUGUGUUGUAUACACAUCCUGCUGUUAACGAGGCAGCUGUGGUGGCUAGGCCUGAUGAGUUCUGGGGCGAGACACCGUGCGCAUUUGUGAGUUUGAAAAAUGGUUUGGCUAACAAACCUGGUGAGAAAGAUAUAAUUGAUUAUUGCAGGGAAAAGAUGGCGCAUUAUAUGGUACCAAAAAUCGUGGUGUUCAAAGAUGAGCUUCCAAAGACAUCAACUGGGAAGAUUCAGAAGAAUUUGCUCAGAGAAUAUGCCAAGGUCGUGGAUUCUUCGAAGGUAAAAAUGGCAACCGGACAGGUCGGGAGUGGUUUUUAUCUGCCUCUAACUUCUCCUAGAUGGCUUCAAAGACCCUUUAUUCCCACCCCAUACCCCGUCAAGGCCGUAAACAUCCUUAUCCCCACUCCCAUCUCCACCUCCAUUUGCAUUCCCAUUCCCCGUUGUCGUCCCGUCUCUCUGUACAACUCCAGUCGAAGCACAUUUUUUGCCAAAAAAAGAGGUUCUGAAAUAUUCAGUAUCUUUCAAAAGAACCAAGGAACAGUGCUCCAUCAGCCACAUCAUUCGUGCAACACUCAUGCUCGAUUCCUCUGAGCUUCAAGAAUAAUUCUUGAAACUUAAGAGGAAGUUGGCGCAACGGCCUUCCCAUCUGCUCCAAAUUGGUACUAUCCUAUAAAUUGCGAUAUGUUUUUUGUGUGAAAUCCUACAUUUUCCUUUGAUGGACUUGUCAGUUAUUCCAUACCGAAACAGCUAUCAUGUCUCUUUCAAUCACCACGUACGACACGAUCAAGAGAUGGUAACGCGCGCAGCAUGUAAUAGCCUUUGUCCACACACGAUCAAGAACAGUUUCGUAUUUGUCUUCGACUAGCUUAAGUUCUUGAUUGGUACAGGUUAAUCCUGUUGAUCUUCACCAUUCUCUUGCAACAUAAAUUGUCAUUUGAAAUUAAUAAAUUUGGUCAAGUUUUUAGUGUC